Osmerus eperlanus (European smelt) is the source of this 4228-nucleotide messenger RNA. RefSeq names its product sialoadhesin-like. Bases 300 to 2807 code for a protein of 835 amino acids. The record is from RefSeq and is a predicted model, not a curated record. The transcript has 13 exons. Lineage: Eukaryota; Metazoa; Chordata; Actinopteri; Osmeriformes; Osmeridae.
GCCUUGGGCAGCAAGUAAACGUAGCACUUGACUUUUGGGAUUAUGAAAGACUAAAGAUAUUAGACAGCCUUGAAUGAGGAAAUGGAAAACCGUCUUGACAGCGCAACAGUCAUUUUUGUACGGCAUGUAAAUGUCCUGAAGAGGAAGGAAGCCGUACUCUGAGCUUCUUUACUGUUUAUUCUGAGUACUUAGAACCAUCAACCACAGACUUCACACUCACUGUUCAGAACAUCACACUGCCAGCAAGUCCACCAACCCCACUCCUCCCUUCCUCUCUACUGCAGGGUGGUGAUGCAGCUAUGGAGUUGAGAACUACAGGAAGUGUGUUUGUGGUCUUCCUCUGCUCUUUGGCAGUGGUGCUGGGUCAGCAUGGCUGGGGAGUGACCUACACCCUGGAGAGUGUCUGUGCCUUGAGAGGCUCAUCAGUGAACCUGUCCUGCUCCUAUACUUACCCCAGUGGUCUCACAGUCACUGAAACAUUCUGGUUUACCAGACGGAGGGAUGUUGAAGUUGCACAGGACCUGAAUCUGGACCCAGAGUAUGCAGGUCGUGUGCAAUACUGUGGGAAUAAGAAGAGUAAAGCAACCCUGACGAUCACAGACCUGAGAGAGAGAGAUGCUGCUGUGUACAAGUUCAGGAUUAUUACAGACAAAGGAGGGAGAUGGGAGGGCUACCCAGGAGUCACUCUCGCUGUUACAGGUCUUCAGGUGAAGAUGACUCCUUCUACCUGGGGAGAGAAGAAGACCCUGACCUGUAGCUCCACCUGUCCUCUGACUGGUAACCCCUCCUACAUCUGGUACAAGAACGGACAGCAUGUACAACAGGCUUCAUCCCAACAGCUCUCUGUCUCCAGUAACUCUCAUGACAGCUACUCCUGUGCUGUAGAAGGCCAUGAGGAUCUCCGCUCUCCUGCAGUGUGUGUUUAUGGUCAGUACUGCAGCAUAGUGACUUACUCCACCAGGAGACUGUGUGUCUUGAAGGGCUCAUCAGUGGACAUCUCCUGCACCUAUUACAGUUAUUACACCGUCACCUCCAGCUUCUGGUUCAGUCCUGGAAGGAGAGAUGGAUGGAGGGACAGAUCUGCACCUGAGGACCUAGCUGGAGACCCAGAGUACGCAGGUCGUGUGCAGUACUCUGGAACAGAGAGGAAGUCCUCCACCCUGACGAUCACACACCUGAGAGAGAGAGACUCAGGAGAGUAUCGCUUCACAUUCAAGACACGAGAUCCACUAUAUGACUGGGGGGACAGUUUCUCUGGAACCACUCUGACUGUCACAGGUCUUCAGGUGAAGGUGACUCCUUCUACCUGGGGAGAGAAGACCCUGACCUGUAGCUCCACCUGUCCUCUGACUGGUAACCCCUCCUACAUCUGGUACAAGAACGGACAACCUGAACAACAGGCUUCAUCCCAACAGCUCUCUGUCUCCAGUAACUCUCAGGACAAAUACUCCUGUGCUGUAGAAGGCCAUGAGGAUCUCCGCUCUCCUGCAGUGUGUGUUUAUGGUCAGUACUGCAGCAUAGUGACUUACUCCACCAGGAGACUGUGUGUCUUGGAGGGCUCAUCAGUGGACAUCUCCUGCACCUAUUACAGUUAUGACACCGUCACCUCCAGCUUCUGGUUCAGUCCUGGAAGGAGAGAUGGAUGGAGGGACAGAUCUGGACCUGAGGACCUAGCUGGAGACCCAGAGUACGCAGGUCGUGUGCAGUACUCUGGAACAGAGAGGAAGUCCUCCACCCUGACGAUCACACACCUGAGAGAGAGAGACUCAGGAGAGUAUCGCUUCACAUUCAAGACACGAGAUCCACUAUAUGACUGGGGGGACAGUUUCUCUGGAACCACUCUGACUGUCACAGGUCUUCAGGUGAAGGUGACUCCUUCUACCUGGGCACAGUGGAAGACCCUGACCUGUAGCUCCACCUGUCCUCUGCCUGGUAACCCCUCCUACAUCUGGUACAAGAACGGACAACGUGUAAAACAGGCUUCAUCCCAACAGCUCUCUGUCUCCAGUAACUCUCAGGACAGCUACUCCUGUGCUGUAGAAGGCCAUGAGGAUCUCCGCUCUCCUGCAGUGUACAAGCCAAGGAAUAUAUCAGUGUCAGUCAGCCCCUCUGGUGAAGUAGUGGAGGGCAGUUCAGUGACUCUGACCUGCAGCAGUGAUGCUAACCCACCAGUGCAGACAUACACCUGGUACCAGGAGAACAUCACCUCAUCUAAAUCAUCUGGACAGAGCUACACCAUCACUAACAUCAGCUCUGAGGACAGUGGAGGAUACUACUGUCAGGCUGGGAAUACAGUAGGAGCUACAAACUCCUCCUUUUUAAUGAUCACUGUGAUCGUUAGGACAGGGAUCUCAACAGCUCAGGCUGCAGCAGCAGGAACCACAGUCUCUGUUCUCCUGGCCGUCAUCCUCCUCUCUGCCUGCCUCCUCUGCAGGAAGAAGAAGACCAACUGCAGUAAUUCCAGACACCCAAUAGAUAAUGGACAGGGGGACUCUGGUCCUGUGUAUGACAACGUCUCAGCCAUCGCCCUGAACCCUGUCCCUGCUGUCCAGACACACACACACACAGACACACACACAGGCCAGCAGGAUGACGUCCUCUACACCAGCGUCGAAUUCUCUCGCUUCAAGACCCAGGACGUCCCCCUCUACGCCACCAUCCAAUCAGUGCAGCCCCAGAACCAGGAAGAGGAUGUGCAGUACGCUGCUGUGCAGUUCAACCGGCCCAGUCCUGCCCCCCGAGUCGCUGUUCAGACCACCGAGGAUCCCUCUGCUCUCCACAGCACCGUCACCAAACCCAAGCGCUGACAUCACUCAAAUAUGCUCAAACUGCAUGAACACAAAGGAACACACACACAAUAUGACCAUACAAUCUUUAAAAUCAAAAACGUGUUAGGAUGGUUUCUGGGGACUGUUAUCUAACGGGGACAUGAAAACAUGUCCCCAUAUCUCCCCAAAAGUACUCAGAUUCAGUCAACGUUGUCCACAAGUGACUUUAUGGUCAAAACUUGACAUUUAGAUUUUUCUAAAAAGUAAAACAAUCACUAAAACAAAGUAAUAAAACGAAAUAAAAUGAUCUAUUAGCUAAUGAUAGUUGGAUAUUUAUUUUGUAUUUUUGAGUGUUUUACUGAUUUACAAACAUUAGUAUUUUCUUAAAUAUUUUGUUGUUUCCAGUUUUUCCAGUUUGUUUUUUUCUUCAUAUUGUUAAUUAUUGUCUUUUUUCCUCUUUUUUCCCCCUCAUCUCCUCCACACCACCCUGCUGUCAUGGUAACAAUAUUUGGUGCUGGAAAAGUCCUGUUUAAGGCAAAAUCCAACUUUCUCUUUAGUUACGUUUUUUAUUUACUGUAGCUCACAUUUCUGUUGUCCCUGUUAGGGGAGGUCAGAAUAGUCCUGUUUGCUUUAGUGGACAGAGAUCUUGAAAUACAUUGAAUUUAAUAGUUUAUUGUGUUGUCUUAUCUUGAUUUAGAAACAUAAUGUUUAUUGUGCUUAGAUCAUGCUUGGAUUCUGUAUCUUAUAGAUGUUUUUAUGAUAAAGUAUUUUUGGUGAAGUUAAUAACUGUUUAUUUUGUUAGUUCAUGUUUAGUUAGAGUUAUCAGUUUGACUGUUGACUCUAGACUGUAACAACAGUGAUUUUUUGUCAUGAACUUAAUUGAUGGAUUAAUCAAUGAGUUGAUCUGUUAAUUGAUUGAUUUAUGUAUUUAGUAUAUUUCCCCGAUAUGUUUGGAUUAGUCUCAUCUGAUACUCAGACUGCAGAAGACGUGUGUCAUCAGUUUUCAGAUAUAUUCUGUGUCUUCAGGGUUGAUGUUAGUCAUUUAGCAUUAUUUUAUUCCCUCAGAUGCACUCGUAGAGUAUUUCUCCAGUCCUCUGCUGUUGUUGUGGGCCUGAGAGCACAUGCAGAAGCACAAAUAUUUAUGUUGCUGAUGUUUUGGAGGACACUGUUCUGGUGUACACUGCUACCAUUUUUAUUGUACAUUGGAAAAAGAAAAUACUGUUAUUUUAAUUGAUUGAUUGAUCAAGUGAGUUUAAUGCAGCCGCCCAUUCAGUUUGUCCUUACAGGGUAGCUUGAAAACCUUUAAAGUUUACAAGAUUUACUUAAGCUAAUUUAUCGUUGCUGAAUAUAAUAGAUUAAGGUAAUACCAUUUUUCUAACUCUCAAAAGAUAUUUUUCUACUUGUGUGAUGCUGUUUGAAUACAAUUUUUUUAAAAUAAAGUUUGAUUUGUGUGUGAGAAA